AGGAGGAGGAGGCGGCGGCGGCGGCGCCAUUCAUGUCGGGUGGCCGCCGGUGAUGGAGGCGGAGGAGAGGACGGCGGCACCAGCACCACCUCACCCUCCCUGACCAGCGGAUCUCCGACCGUCUGAGGAGGUGGAGGAGGAGGGGAAAAAAUACACACACACACGCAAAUAUAUACUUGAACUUUUAAUUCUCCACCUGAGGCGACGCCGUGAUUGCGGCUGAGAGAAGAUGGCGAGCGAGCCGCCGGCCCGCAGCCUGGACGACAUCGACCUCUCCGCCCUCCGGGAUCCUGCAGGUAUUUUUGAACUCGUGGAAGUAGUUGGAAAUGGCACAUAUGGACAAGUGUAUAAGGGCCGCCAUGUCAAAACAGGGCAGCUUGCGGCCAUCAAAGUCAUGGAUGUCACAGAGGAUGAAGAGGAGGAGAUCAAACAGGAGAUUAACAUGCUGAAGAAGUACUCGCACCACAGAAACAUCGCGACGUAUUAUGGUGCCUUCAUCAAGAAGAGCCCCCCAGGCCACGAUGACCAACUCUGGCUGGUUAUGGAAUUCUGUGGAGCUGGAUCUGUCACAGACCUGGUCAAAAACACGAAAGGAAACGCUCUGAAGGAAGAAUGGAUUGCCUACAUCUGUCGAGAGAUACUACGGGGCCUAACUCACCUUCAUGCUCACAAAGUUAUUCACAGAGACAUCAAGGGACAGAAUGUGCUUCUGACAGAAAAUGCCGAAGUUAAACUGGUUGACUUUGGUGUGAGCGCCCAACUCGACAGAACCGUGGGAAGAAGGAACACGUUCAUCGGCACCCCGUACUGGAUGGCUCCAGAGGUGAUCGCUUGCGAUGAAAACCCUGACGCCACUUACGAUUACAGGAGCGACAUUUGGUCUUUGGGAAUUACUGCAAUUGAAAUGGCGGAAGGAGCUCCACCUCUGUGUGACAUGCACCCAAUGCGGGCCCUAUUCCUUAUUCCAAGAAACCCACCUCCCAGAUUAAAAUCUAAGAAAUGGUCGAGGAAGUUUAUCGAAUUUAUUGAGAACUGUCUGAUAAAAAAUUAUACCCAGAGGCCGUCUACAGAUCAGUUGCUGAAGCAUAGCUUCAUCCGAGACCAGCCGACUGAGAGGCAGGUCCGGAUCCAGUUGAAGGACCACAUUGAUCGGACCCGGAAGAAGCGCGGUGAGAAAGAGGAGACGGAGUACGAGUACAGCGGUAGUGAGGAGGAAGAGGAUAAGGUCGGUGAAGAAGGGGAACCCAGCUCCAUCGUGAACCUGCCGGGCGAGUCCACGCUGCGGCGAGACUUCCUGCGGCUGCAGCAGGAGAACAAGGAGCGCUCGGAGGCGGUGAAGCGGCAGCAGCAGCAGCAGCAGAUCGUGCUGCCUCGCCGUGACCUGGAGGAGCGGCGGCGGCAGCUCCUGUCCGAGCGGCAGAAGCGUAUCGAGGAGCAGAAGGAGCAGCGGCGGCGGCUGGAGGAGCAACAGCGGCGGGAACGGGAAAUCCGCAAGCAGCAGGAGAAGGAGCACCAGCGACAGCUGGACGAGAUGCAGCAGCUGCGUAGGGAAGAGGAGAGGAGGCAAGCUGAGAGAGAGCAGGAGUACAUAAGGCACCAAUUAGAGGAGGAGCAGAGACAGUUAGAGAUCCUUCAGCAGCAGCUACUGCAAGAACAGGCUCUGCUUCUGGAGUACAAGAGGAAGCAGCUGGAGGAGCAGCGGCAGUCCGAGCGGCUCCAGAGGCAGCUGCAGCAGGAGCACGCGUUCCUGAUGUCCCUGCAGCAGCAACAACAGCAGCAGCAGCUGCAGAAACAGCAGCAACAACAACAACAACAGCAGCAGCAACAGCAGCAGCAACAGCCGCAAGAGAAGAAGCAGCUCUAUUACUACAACAAGAAUGUGAAUCCUACCGACAAGCCCGCAUGGGCAAAGGAGGUGGAGGAACGCUCCAAAAUGAACCGGCAGAACUCCCCUGCUGCGAAGCCGAAGAUGGGGACCACCAUAUCCGACCCGUCGCUGCAGUCCCUCUCUGAAUCGGUCCCAAACAAUUCCACCCAAGCUUCUCAGACGCCGCCCAUGCAUCGUCCCGUGGAGCCGCAGGGAGCCCAGUCAAAGUUUCAAGUGGCGCACCUAGUUGCACUGAAACCCUCGGUGCAGGUUCCAAGGUCUCAGUCGCUCCAAGACCAGCCGACCAAGAACGUGGCCGCCUUCCCGAGCCAGGAGCCGGCGCCGGCGAAGCGCGGCGAGAUGCUGCGCCAGAACUCGGACCCCACCUCCGAGACCCCCGUGCUGCCCCCCCGCACCAACCGGGACGACUCGGGCCCGUGGGUGAAGAUGGCAGAAGAAGCACCGCCAAAGGUUCCUCAAAGAACGACCUCCAUAGCCACAGCACUGAAUAGCAGCAGCGUUUUGUUAAACCGCCCAGGGCAGGCACCACGUGCAAGCAAUCCGGACCUGCGUAGGAUUGAGCCAGGUUGGGAAAGAGCGGAGAGCCUUCCACAGAUCGGCCCCCACCGAGUACUUGGCACUGGUUCAAUGGAGCGCAACAGAAUCACAACCUCAGCACCCUCCCAGCCCGAAGGGUCGCCGCUCCUCUCGCAGGAUUUGAACCGGGGAAAGCCAGAGGAGAUCCGGACUACCUCGCGACCCGGCAGGCCUGCUAGCUAUAAGAGAGCAAUAGGCGAGGACAUGCUGAACCUGGGGAAGGACGGUCGCCCCGACGAGCUGCCCAAGCCGCCGGUUAAAGUGAUGGACUACUCGUCCUCCAGCGAGGAGUCGGGCAGCACCGACGACGACGACGAGGAAGGAGAGAACGAGCGUCAGGACGAGAACCUCUCCAGCUCCGACGGGUCCAGAUCAGGGCAAAACCGUGCCAAUGAUGGUGACACAGACAGCGUGAGCACAAUGGUGGUUCACGAUGAUGAGGAGCCGGCUGUGGUUGACACUUCCAACAGCAGCUACGGAGACGGGACCAUGAUUGUUCAGAGGACACCUGAGGAGGAGCGAGGCGUCCAUCAUGCAGACAGCAACGGAUUCACCAGUCACGUCAACCUGCCUGACCUCGUGCGGCAGAGCCAUUCCCCGACCAAUACCAAAGGCCCCAAAUCUCAGCCGGAGGACAGCAUAGCAGAGUUUCAGUCUAGAGGCCUGGUGAAAUCCCCUGGAAAGUCAUCGUUUACCACCUUUGUUGACCUCGGCAUGUACCAGAUGGGAGCUGGAGGGGAGACCAUACAAAUCGCUGGAUUGAGUAUCAGCGACGUGAGUCGACUAAACCAGCAGAAAAACGAGGACAGGAAAUGCUCAGUGGUGAAUGUGAAUCCAGCCAACACACGACCGCACAGCGAUACGCCAGAGAUCCGCAAAUACAAGAAGCGCUUCAACUCUGAAAUACUUUGUGCUGCCUUGUGGGGUGUGAACCUGCUGGUGGGAACAGAGAAUGGACUUAUGCUCCUCGACCGCAGUGGACAAGGCAAGGUCUACAGCCUCAUCAGCCGCCGACGAUUCCAGCAGAUGGAUGUCCUGGAAGGACUCAACCUCCUCAUCACCAUAUCAGGUAAACGGAACAAGCUGCGAGUCUACUAUUUGUCCUGGUUACGGAAUAAGAUUUUGCACAAUGACCCCGAAGUGGAGAAGAAGCAGGGCUGGACCACCGUGGGUGACAUGGAGGGCUGUGUCCACUACAAAGUGGUGAAGUACGAGAGGAUCAAGUUCCUGGUCAUUGCUCUGAAGAACUCUGUCGAGGUUUACGCCUGGGCUCCCAAGCCUUACCACAAGUUCAUGGCAUUCAAGUCAUUUACGGACCUGCCUCACCGACCAUCUCUGGUUGAUUUGACUGUAGAGGAAGGGCAGAGGUUGAAGGUUGUUUACGGAUCGAGUACUGGCUUCCACGCGGUCGAUGUGGACUCUGGAAAUACCUACGAUGUUUACAUCCCGGUGCAUAUUCAGUCCCAUAUGAUGCCUCAUGCCAUUGUGAUUCUGCCCAACACCUCUGGAAUGGAGAUGCUUCUGUGCUACGAAGAUGAAGGCGUCUACGUGAACACAUACGGCCGUAUCAUGAAGGAUGUGGUGUUACAGUGGGGCGAGAUGCCCACCUCCGUGGCGUACAUCUGUUCCAAUCAGAUCAUGGGCUGGGGGGAGAAGGCGAUCGAGAUCCGAUCCGUGGAGACGGGCCACCUGGAUGGAGUUUUCAUGCACAAACGAGCGCAGCGGCUAAAAUUCCUCUGCGAGCGGAACGACAAGGUAUUUUUUGCCUCUGUUCGCUCUGGUGGAAGCAGCCAAGUUUACUUCAUGACCUUAAACAGGAACACAAUCAUGAACUGGUAAAAAACAAAAAGGGCCAAACCCGUUGGGACUACUGAAGCGCUGGGGUACUGUAAAUAUGACGGUGCAUUUUGUAGAUCAGAGAUUUAAAUGCCUUGGAGAGGUUUCUGUGGAACUCUGAACGGAUCUCGUGCCUCAACAGACAUUGUCGUGACACCGUUGCUUUUCCCUUUUUCUUUUUGUCGUGUUUUUUUCGGAAUAUCCGUCUUCUGGAGAACGAGUCUUGGCGGCUUGGCUUGGAGUUAUGUGACCUGGACGAGCAUGCUUUACUCAUUACAACCCUAGAGCCACGUCACUGGUACACAGCACACAGAUCGGAUAUGUACUUGGUUGUGUUUGGGGGGGAGAGGGGGGAGAGGGUGAUGGAUAAUGGUUGGACAACCAGCCUCACCUCUGACUGAAUGCUCCAUUGAUAAACUAAUCUACAUCAGUCCAGGACAACUUCCGCCAUCCAAAUGUUGGAAGUCAACGUGGGUUACGACCGGAUUGGGAGCUCGAUGUCGUGCGUGAAUGCGUGUGGUAUUUUCUUUUUGCCUGUUUUAGAAUAGAAUUGAGGUGGCUUUUCACGAAUCUGAGCGUGGCCAUCUCUGCAAAAAUACAUGGUUUCUGUUGGGUCGUGUCCAACUAGGACUGUGAAUGGUGUGGGGGAAAUUUCCAUUUGUUGAUUUGAGGGACCAUUCGUUUUCAUCGAAGGCACUUUUGUGGCCGGGUUGGGAAAUCGAUGAUUUUAUGAAGGCUAUAUUUCCAGCAGCGUGCGGCCAUUUUGUAUCGAGGGACUAUCUCAAAAUGGCCGCGGGGUGAGUUGUGACUGGCACAAUUGGAUUGCACACAGAUUAAUCAUAGAAGAUCUCUGAGUAUUUGAUGCCUUUCCCAAUGACGGAUAAAUAACUCUCCCUCCAUCUUGGCCGAAAUCAUUCUCUGCUGUACAUCCACCCUUACGUCAAGUCUGUCGACUGUGACUUCCCUCCCUUGAUUUUGAUACCUGAUAGCGCAGAAAAACGCACAAACUUGGUCUAGCGGGCUUGUGGCUUCAGCCCAUUCCUUGACUUUGGAACAGUUCCAUAAUUUCCGCAACCUUUUACUUGAUUCUUGAUAUGUUGGUCACAUGUGAUGUCUUCUGCUCUGCGUACAUGAGGUGUGCAAACAGUCACCACCUAAAGGGCAAUGAAAAGUCACAAAGUAUCCCGCACCAGGCCCCCCCUUUGACCCCCUCCCCCCCUCAGGACACGCUCCCCCCACGGCCUAUCCCCCAGUUGAAUCUAUGUGUUGGGUGUUUGAAAGGACAUCGCACAUGUUAAAUACAAAGAUUGCCACUCGAGGCGUUGACAUCUGAGCUUGGGUGAAAGUAAGAAGGAGAGAGGGUUUAGAGGUGAGCCAGGGUUGGGUCGUACAAUCCAGCACACAUCUGGAUGGAAGCUUUUGUUGCUGUGAUUUAGACUUUGCUAUGUUACAUAGUUGGCUAGUUUAGUUUUUGAGAUACGGCCCGGAAACAGGCCCUGUGGCCAACCGAGUCCCCACUGACCAGCGAUCCCCGCACACUAACACUAUUCCACACAAGUCGAGAGACAAUUUACAAUUUUGACCCAAAAAAAACAAUUGGCCGACAAUCCUGCACGUCUUUGUGGAGUGCGGGAGGAAACCGUCGCGAUCCCGGAGAAAACGCACGCAGGUCAUCGAGAGAACGUACAGACGGCACCCCUAGUCAGGAUUGAACCCGGGACUCCGGCGCUGUGAGGCAGGCAGCAACUCUACCAUUUCCCCGGGCAGGAUUGGAGUGAGCAAUGGCUGGGCUGAUACUGCAUGUGGAAAGGGCAGAGCAGCAGUAGGAAUCUGCCCCUAUUUCGAAUGAAGAUGGAAUCAAACGAUUGAACGACAUCCCUUUCGAAACGAAACAUCGUUUUAAAAUGUCCUUUCCGGGCGAGAAUAUUAAAGUGCUCUUCGGAGUGCAUGGAGAUUUUAGUGAGGUCAUUAUCUUGUGUCGAAGUACAGCUUAUGAUAACUUAAGGGAGGAGGAGAGAAGUGGGGGAGCAUUGCGGCUAAUAGAUUGAUCACAUCAUAGCCGUCUCUCUAACGGUGGCUAUGGGAAUAACUAUCAUACAUUCCACACAUGGAACCUACUGGCCAUGAGUUUAAACCAAGGUAUCAUCGAUGCUGUUCCGUAAUGUACAUGGAAAGGAUAGAAGGAUAUGAGCCAAAUGCAGGCAGGUGGGACUAGUGUAGUUUUAGUUUACAGAUACAGCGUGGGAACUGGCCCUUUGGCCCACCGAGUCCAUGCUGACCAGUGACACUACCCUACAUACACUUGGGACAAUUUUACAUUUUAUACCAAGCCAAUGAACCUACAAAAUUUGUACGUCUUUGGAGUGUGGGAGGAAGCCAAAGAGCUCGGAGAAAACCCACGCAGGCCACGGAGGGAACGCACAAACUCCAUCCAGACAAGCACCCAUAGUCAGGAUCGAACCCGGACCUCUGGCGCUGUGAGGCAGUAGCUCUACCUCUACUCCACUGUGCAGCCCUUCAGGGACACUUUGGUCAGCAUGGACAGGUUGGGGCCGAAGGGUCUACAUCCAUGCUCUAUGGCUCUUCAGAUGGUACGUGAUCUCUCUUGGGAGUCUGGCCUUCAAUGCAUUGAGCUGAACGUUAUCCCUGGUUUGGCUCAGGAACCAGCUUCUCAGCCCCUCAGAUCUGCUUUCUCCAAUAUUUGGCUCCAACAUAAUGACGUCCAUGUACCUUCCUUCACUCCCCCGUCUCUGCGCUGUUUUUCUGUGGCCCCCCAGUCACAUGUACAUCUGCAAUAGCCUGAUAGAUAAGCUGCUCCUGAACCUGCAUAGUCAUAACGUCACCCAGCGUGCCCCAACUUGCCCACGCCUACCAACAUGUCCCAUUUACACUAGACCCACCUGCCUGCGUUUGACCCAUAUCCCUCUAAACCCAUCCCAUUCAUUUACCUGUCUAAACGUUUCCUAAACGCUGCGAUAAUCCCAGCCUCAACUGCCGCCUCCGGCAGCUCGUUCCAUACGCCCACCACCCUUAUUGUGGAAAACUAAAGUUGCCCCUCAGGUUCCAUAUUGGGUGGUAUAAAUAAGGAGGACAGAAGUCAGAGAGUGAUACAGCAUGGAAACAGGCCCUUCGGCCCAACUUGCCCACGCCGACCAACAUGCCCCAUCCACACUAGACCCACCUGCUUGCCUUUGGCCCACAUUCCCUCUAAAUCUGCCUCAUCCACGUGCCGGCCUGAUUGUUUCUUAAACAUUGCGAUAGUACCGUUCGCACUUGUUCCUUGAUUCUCCCAGUGAAUGUAGUGCGUGUGCGAGGCGCAUGUAAGGCCCAAGCGGUCGGCGAAGAUUGCCGUUUGUUUCUUAGACAUCAUACGCCACCCUUUAAGGUCAUUGGAUUGUGCGGUGGCACCCACUUGCAUCGACUGCUAUGCAUUGUAGCACCAAUGCAUGCACUGUGGUGCAGCCAGUAUAUGCAUUGUAGGACCAAUGCAUGCACUGUGGUGUCGCCAGCACAUGCAUUGUAGCACCAGUGCAUGUACCGUGGUGACACCCCCGCGUAUGCAUUGUAGCACCAAUGCAUGCACGGUGGUGACGCCCGCGUAUGCAUUGUCGCACCAAUGCAUGCACUGUAGUGUCGCCAGCGCAUGCAUUGUAGCACCAAUGCAUGCACCGUGGCGACACCGGCGUUGCAUUGUCGCACCGAUGCAUGCACUGUGGUGACACCGGCGUAUGCAUUGUAGCACCAAUGCAUGCACUGUGGUGGCGCCCGUGUAUGCAUUGUAGCGCCGAUGCAUGCACUGUGGUGACACCGGCGUAUGCAUUGUAGCACCAAUGCAUGCACAGUGGUGACACCAGCAUAUAAUUUGUGCUGUUUUACGCCCGAUGGAGUUCCCUGCCUGAUUCGGUAUCGAAAUUAGGGGCCCUUUCACUGGUUGGCGAGCCUUCUCCCCUCGACGUUGGGGGGGGGGGGACUGUGUACAGCUUUGACUCAAAAGAAAGGAUGCGUUCUAUUUAAAUGAAAAUCUCUUUAUUUUUGCUCCUGUAAAUAGUCUUGAAUGUCAACCAUAUAUUUUGGGGUAAACGUGCUACGUGAAAUAAGUUCUCUUUUCAGCAACAGAUUAAAAAAACAAGGCAUUAAGACAAUCGAGAGAUGAAUUGGCUUCUGUAUGCACUCGUACGUAGCUUCCUUGCUCGUUAUUGAUCAGAAGUUCCGAUUUAGGUGGGGGGGGGGGGGGGGGGGGGGGGGGGAGUGUCGCUAUUAUCUGUGCUUAUCUGAUCCAUAGAGGCCCAAAGAAUUUAUCAGUUAAAAACAAAUUGCUUGCGGCGUCCUCUGCCUCUUUAUAUAACGUGGGUCUUUAGUUUACAAUGUGUGUUUAAGAGCUGUACUGUGACGUGGAUUGUUCUUAUUGUAAUUUGGGCCACUUUCCUUUGGGUGAAUGGAUGGCCUGAAUGAACUGAAGUUAUUUGGGGCUGGAUCCGAUGGACUGACUAUGUUUUUCUCUCUCUUUGUAGUAAAGGCAGUUUUUUUGUGAA
Molecule: messenger RNA, 8832 nt
Organism: Leucoraja erinaceus (little skate)
Lineage: Eukaryota; Metazoa; Chordata; Chondrichthyes; Rajiformes; Rajidae
Product: misshapen-like kinase 1
Exons: 33
Coding region: 230-4303 (1357 amino acids)
Biological process (GO): protein phosphorylation
Molecular function (GO): ATP binding; protein kinase activity
Source: RefSeq, a predicted model, not a curated record